AUGGGUUGUGAAAUUUUGAAAAGUGUGAAAUAUUUGUUUGCUAAUAUUCGUACCAGUAAUCAAGAAGGUGAGGAGAUUGGAGUACGUUUAUUGGAGUGGUAUUCAGAUAUCUAUUCGGGUUUGGGUCAAGAAUCAAGAUCGGAAGUUUUUAAGAAGUUGCUAAACUCUGAUGAGUUCAAGACUUCGAGUAAGCAAGUGGAAACAAUCACUCUCUCGGAGAUGAAACAAGAAGAUCUAGAAGCUUUUGUUGAGUUUAUAUACAGUGAUGGUUCUAUGCUUUCAGAGAAAGUGAAGCGACACGCUCGAGCUCUCUAUCUUGCAGCUGACAAAUACAAGAUUCUCCAACUACGAGACCUAUGCAGAUCCGAGCUUAUAUCUUCUCUGGAUAUGGCGAAUUCUCUUGACUUCCUUGAGCUUGCUCAAACCCCUUUUGACAAAGUCCUCAACGAUGCAGCCUUAAAUUAUAUUAAAACAAAUGAUCUUAUGAUACCUAGCGUUGAUAAGUUCGAGUCAUUCAUUGAUAGUUACCAAAAUCUUGCCGUGGAGAUUCUGGAGGCUUCUAUUACUCGUAGAAGAUGUUAUAACUGUGGUUUCAUCAACGAUCAUAAUCUGACUGGCAAAAGCUGCUCCAAUUGUGGUUUCGAUCGUCCUAGUCGCAGCUAGAGGAGUCACUUUGAUAAACCAGUUUUAUCGUUUCCUUAGGGCAUGCCCAUUGGUGAUACUCAUCUUAGUGUCUUAAACUUUUAAUAAGAUUAAAAAAAAUAUUAAUCUAAGUUUAGAUCCUUAAUCCAAUGUUUUCAUUUUAUCUCCUUCCAUUAGUCAUCCUUAAACAUGGGGUGUCUUAAAAACUUUUUAUUAAAAUUGUGUUUUAAGUAUAUUUUAUAGUGGUAUAAAUGUUGGUUAUAUAAUGUAUGCAAUAUUAGGAAAAUAAAACUAGAAACUAUGGUUUAGUAGAAUACAUAUAUUAAAAAAACAAAUAUAUUACAUUACAAAAACCUUAAAACAUAUAUACCAAUAUCAAAAUAGUUUGACCAAUAUCAAAUAGGCACAUAGAACACAUCAUUCCAAAAACUAUACAUGAGAUUAUCUAUCAUAUACAGAGCUCGUUAAAUCAGAUAAAUAAUUGUAUCACAGUGGAGUGGUGAAGGGAGGCAACAACAAAUAUCAAAAAAAAAAAAAAAGAACCGAUGAUAUACCUAACCUGCUUCAA
Messenger RNA from Camelina sativa (false flax), 1210 nucleotides. Lineage: Eukaryota; Viridiplantae; Streptophyta; Magnoliopsida; Brassicales; Brassicaceae. The record is from RefSeq and is a predicted model, not a curated record.